Molecule: messenger RNA, 200 nt
Organism: Amoebophrya sp. A25
Lineage: Eukaryota; Dinophyceae; Syndiniales; Amoebophryaceae
Source: the annotation of a GenBank genome assembly
CAUCAACAGGUGGUAGAUCCGCUAGUUUUGAGUGCGAGUGACGAACAAAGUCUGUGGUCGUCUGUGGGCGGCUCCUCCGGAAUGGAGGAAAGAUCGAUCACGCAGCUUCCACACGGACUACUUGGAAGUUCCUCGUUCGCAGAGGGAUCCUCCGCGUUCUCGAUCUCCUCGGGUGUGGAGGACACAGCAGGCAGCCAGGC